AUGAUCAUGAGCCACAGCGGAGAUGGAUCAAUGGACUUGAGCGAGAUGGUUGCUGCGGCAAGCCAGUUAGGAUGUGGGGGCCACCACCAGCUUCAUCAACCUCUCCGGGGGCUGAAGAAGGGGCCAUGGACAGCGGCCGAGGAUUCGAUUCUGAUGGAGUACGUGAAGAAACACGGUGAGGGGAACUGGAACGCCGUGCAGAAGAACUCAGGGCUUGCGAGGUGCGGCAAGAGCUGCAGACUCAGGUGGGCUAACCAUUUGAGGCCAAAUCUCAAGAAAGGCUCUCUCACUGCCGAGGAGGAGCGAAUCAUCAUCGAACUUCAUGCCAAAUACGGCAACAAAUGGGCUCGCAUGGCCUCUCAGUUACCGGGAAGGACUGACAAUGAGAUAAAGAACUACUGGAACACAAGAAUGAAGAGACGCCAGAGAGCCGGAUUACCAAUUUACCCACACGAGCUUCAACAUGAAGGCGCCACUGCUCCAUUUCACCACCAACAAGCUCAUCAUCAUCAGCAGCAGAGGCAUAACUCAAACUUGUCCUCUUCAUUUUCAUCACUCCUUUGUUCCUCUCAUCCUCGAAAAGCAAAUUACAGCUCUACUCCCUCGCUCUCUCUAUAUGACCAUACCAGUUUUGAUGCCCCGCUGCAGAACCACCACAACUCUCCUUCUCUUAAUUACUCCAACCCCGCCAUGACGGCCCAGUUCAACGCUAACGGUGGCUUUGCUAUCCCACUAUCUCCGGUUUCACCGGUUUCGCCAUUUGGGUCCUCAUCUUCAGCUCUGUUCAACCAGACCACUUUUCCAAACCAAACCGUAUUGUCCACUCCAUCUCAGUACUACAACUCAGGCCUUGGGGGAUUUGGUAAUUACAGUACUCUUACCCAUAGCUCGAUGAUCAUGGGAACUCCAACUUAUGAACCAAUGAACUCGGAGCUCCCUUCUAACCAAACGACACCACCAUAUUCGCCAUACACCCCCACGAAACCUGCUUCUUCUUCUGCUAACUUUAAUGGCGGAGAGGGUGUGAUGGAGGCUGCUUCCGGCAACACCAAUGGCUAUGAGAUUGAAACUGUAACCUCUCUAGGAAAGAGAGGUAGUGGUCUGUUAGACGAUGUGUUGGUGCAAGCUGGUACACUGUCUCGGAACAAGAGAUCAAGGAGUGGAGACAGCUCGUCCGGCGAGUCAGGCAAAGACAAAUAUAUUGUGGAGGAGGACGUCGAGUCUGCUGGUGAGGAAGAGGAAGAAGACAAUGUGCAAGAGGAAUCAACUUGGAAGAGCAGUGGUGAGAAUAGUGCUGAAAACCUAAGGGAUGGUAGCUCAUCUCCAUCAGUUGGGAUGAAACCAAGUGAAGAUCCACUAGAGGACAUGGACGAUGACUUGUUAAGCCUGCUCAACUUCCAAAAUUCAGCGCCAGUCUCCGAGUCGUGGUACGUGGGAAGCAUUUCUGAUCAGGCAUCACCAGGCAUGAUUGGUGCAAGUGACAUUAAUGUGAGUCUAGAUGUUCAGCAAAACACAUCAACAUAUGCAUCCACGGUGAACAUGAGUGCAGCCAAACCUGAUGUUGAAAUUAAGCGCAGCCUUCCUCCAUGCUUCUGGAACAACAUGCCUGACAUCUGCUAA
Fragaria vesca subsp. vesca is the source of this 1620-nucleotide messenger RNA. RefSeq lists its product as uncharacterized. The coding region runs from base 1 to 1620 and encodes 539 amino acids. The transcript has 3 exons. The record is from RefSeq and is a predicted model, not a curated record. Lineage: Eukaryota; Viridiplantae; Streptophyta; Magnoliopsida; Rosales; Rosaceae.